Molecule: messenger RNA, 4397 nt
Organism: Falco peregrinus (peregrine falcon)
Lineage: Eukaryota; Metazoa; Chordata; Aves; Falconiformes; Falconidae
Gene: PASK
Product: PAS domain containing serine/threonine kinase
Exons: 17
Coding region: 367-4026 (1219 amino acids)
Biological process (GO): regulation of DNA-templated transcription; protein phosphorylation; intracellular signal transduction
Cellular component (GO): cytoplasm; cytosol; nucleus
Molecular function (GO): protein serine/threonine kinase activity; ATP binding
Source: RefSeq, a predicted model, not a curated record
CUACACUUGCUUCCUCACGAGAGCUUUCACUUUUAAAGCGAGCAGGAACGUGCUGACUGGGUGCUUGGUAGGUCUUACGGAAAUACGGUGGACACGUCCUGCCAGUCACGGGCAUCCCGUGCCCCCGGGCAGGACGGUGGCCAGCGUGAGCCAGCUUUGCUUUAACGCCGCAGGCCAAAUGUUGAUCAUUGAUCAGGACGCGCAAGAGCAAGCGGCAGUCUUGCCAUAACUUACAGGGCUAUGCUUUGCCUUCGAACACAUCGCUACCUGCCAGCGUCCUGAGCGGUAGUGCCUGGCUGUAAGGCUGACUGAAUUUGUUGUGCUUCUCUUACAGGUGGUGGCUCCCUAGGCAACCAGAGUGUGAUCAUGGCAGCCAAGGCUUACAGCCCUUCUGAAGGGGGCCUUCUGCCUCCAUCAGUAGGCCUAGUCCUUACUCACUUGAAUAGCUCCGAUAAGCUAAGUAGAUCCUACCCCUGGGCCCGCAAAAGCAGGAAAAGUCAGCUUUCUGAACUCUGCCGGCUUAAAGCAUCUCUGUGUGGGGAGAAGUGGAACUCCUACUGUUUGUCUUCACUGGCAGCUCGUAACAUUUGUACCAGCAAAAGUGGUAACUCAUGGGCUCGGUGGGAUUCUGCCUCUCGCUCCACUUUUGUUGGAAGUUCUGCUUCUUGCUCCUUUUUGCAUGCCCUCACUGUGGAGGAAUCCAGCCAGCACCUCUCAACUGCUGCACGCAAUCCAAACAAAGCCAUCUUCACUGUGGAUGUCAACACAACAGAGAUCCUAAUGGCUAAUGACAAAGCCUGCAAGCUGCUUGGGUGUAGCAGCCAGGAACUCAUUGGUAAAAAGCUGUCCCACUUGAUAUCCAAAUCCAGUCAAGAGGUAUGGGAAGCAGUGGGUGAGGAGUACAUAGAAACAGAAGAAAGUUCACCGGUGGUUUCAGGAACUGUGGUAGAUAUUGUAGGCCGUCUCAACGAGAAGAUCCCUGUCUCCGUCUGGCUGAGGAAAAUAAGAAGCAAGGAGAACCCGUGUUGUGUGGUUGUACUGGAACCAGUUGAAAGACUUUCAGCUUCUGUUUCCUUCAGGGUUGAUGGAAAGAUUACAUCAUGUGACCUUCUUUUUGCACAUCUCCAUGGCUACCCAACAUUGGAAGAAGUAGUUGGGCUACACAUAAAGGACUUGAUUCCUUCUGUGCAGAUACCUCCUCUAGGCAAAAAAAUCCCAAAGAACCUCAGGAUCCAGCAGGCUGUAGGCCAGUCCAGAGAGGGUAACAUGUUUCCUCUCAGUUUAAAGCUGCAAGUAAGCCUUCUGGAGGAGAGCCAAGUAGCAGAACAGAAAGAUGGUGUUCUGCAGACGGAAGAAGUUGGCUCUUUCACAGGCGGUCAUUACUCUGCUACAGCUGUGGUUUUCUCCACCAUCAGUGGUCUUAUUACUGUCCAGUCAGAUGGAACCAUCUGUGGCAUCAAGGAUAGUUUUGCUUUAAUGCUGUUUGGCUAUGAGAAGAAAGAACUGUUGGGAAAGAACAUUAUGUUCCUGAUCCCUGGUUUCUAUAACAACAUGGAGAGAAGCAGCGGUUGUUCUUUGCUGUUACCUCGUCUUGACGACUCCAGAGGGACAGAGAGUGAGUGCAUCUUUGAAGGUGUUACUGCCUGCCAUACAAAUGGCUCUGGCUGCUGUGACAAAGACAGCAGCUUCUUGGCUGCAUCUUUGGCAAGCCUACCCUCAAGAGAUGAAGAGCAGAAAUUGAAACAUAGACACAAAGACAACAAAUUAAUACAUGACGAGACUAAACAAAAGAAUGGGACUAACUUCUUUUCUACUCCCUCACCUCCUGAAAUGGUAUCCACACCUUCUAACAGGCUAGAAGACAAUCUAGGUACUGCAUCCUAUGGCCUGGUUAAGCUGCCUGCUGAUGUUACUUGUAACUCACCUGAAACACCAACAAUAGAUGAGCCAUGGUCUGGGACCACAGUGGACUGCAGACAAGACUUCCAAAGCCACAUGGUUAAAGGGCAGUUGUCAAAACCAAACUUGUAUGAUGCAAAACAUGCCAGCCUUGAGCACGUUGUUGUUGAAAACUGCCUGCUAAAUGAUGCUUCAUCCUUCUUUGCAAACGGAACACACACUAUCCAUAAUGUUUGCUCAGGAAAUAAAAUGGGUUGCAGUGCUUCUGCACCAGGAGUUGCCACAACCUCUGAAGAUGUUAAAGAAUCAGACACUGAGCUGAACUGUGUUUGCUGUGGUCUUGAGGUACUGAAUCUGAAUGCUGAUGUCAAGGGGAACUCCGACAAUCGUUCAGGUAUUACUGCAGCUCCUGUAAGAACAUCUUUCUCUAAUGCAGCAGACUCAGCUGUGGACUAUAUGCGAACUCCAAGUAACAGUGCCUUUUCAACAGGGCAAGAAAAGGAUCUGUUGAAUGGUGUUGCUGUAGAAGAUGGUUCUGGGUUGCUGGCCUCCCAAAGGCAUUUAGAAAACUCUGAAGAAUCCUCAAAAGUGUUUCUUGAGAAGCCAGAAACUCUUGUACAAGAGCCCAUGGGUGACAACAUCAACAGAAACAUACUGAAGGGCAAAGGUAGUCCUCAAGAAGACUGUCAGUUGCAUGGCCAGCAAAAUAUGGCGAUAAAAGUAACAUCAACCCCGGUGAGACAAGAAGGAAGGCUGAAUCCAGCAGAUCCUUUGACCUUGGAGAUUCUGGAAGGCAGCUACACUGGGAAUUGCCGUCACAGAGAUGGUUCACAAUUAAGUAUACUCUUUGAAGUGAAACAGGUAGAGCUGCAGGACCCUACCGUACUUUUCUGUGUCUGGGUGGUGAAAGACCUUCUACAGAGCCAGAAGGAAGUGGUAGCAAAGACUCAGCUUUUGCUUUCCAGUCUAGCAAGCUCUGCUGACUCUAUUGCCGAUCUUUCCACAAAUAGUCUUGGAGAAGCCAUCAGAUCAACUUCAUUGUUUGAGAAUUCUCGAAGAGCUGAAGAUCUUGCAGGAUUAAGGGCAUGUGAGGGAGAGUACGCAAAAAAUUACAACACUCUCAGUCUAAUUGGCAAAGGGUCUUUUGGCUUUGUGUGGACUGCCAGGAGCAAGAAAGAUCACCAGGAGGUUGUCGUAAAGUUCAUCUGGAAGGAGAGGGUGCUUGAGGACUGCUGGGUAGAUGAUCCUGAUCGAGGGAGAGUUACGCAAGAAAUUGCAAUCCUGUUGAAGCUGCGGCACCCCAGUAUCAUUAAGGUGCUGGACGUAUUUGAAAAUGAACACUUCUUCCAGCUGGUGAUGGAGAAGCAUGGGUCUGGUCUGGAUCUCUUUACAUUCAUUGAUAAUCAGCCCAACUUGGAUGAGCCAUUAGCGAGCUAUAUAUUCAGACAGCUUGUGUCAGCUGUUGGGUACCUCCACUGUAGAAACAUCCUUCACAGAGACAUCAAGGAUGAAAACAUUGUCAUUGCUGAAGAUUUCACAAUCAAAUUAGUAGACUUUGGUUCAGCUGCCUACCUGGAACCUGGCAAACUGUUUUAUACCUUCUGUGGGACAAUUGAAUACUGCUCACCAGAAGUGCUGUCUGGCAAACCGUACUGUGGCCCUGAGCUGGAGAUGUGGUCACUUGGUGUCACGCUGUAUACCCUGGUAUUUGGAGAGAAUCCCUUCUGUGAGCUGGAGGAGACCAUGGCAGCUGUCCUGAAUCCUCCUUGGCCUGUGUCAAAAGGUCUCAUGAACAUCAUGGCUGGGCUUCUGCAUCCUGUUCCGGAGCGGCGCACAACUCUCACAGUGUUAGCAGAGGAUCAUUGGCUGAAGCAGCCUGUGAACCUGGGUGAUUAUACCUGGGAAGAGGUAUACGUGUCUGCUGAGACAGAAAGCAGCAGAUUCAGAAACAGUUCUGGUGGGUGCAUACACGAAGACAGGCUCCUGGCUCCUCACGUGGAGAAUGAGCCGUGCUUGAACACUUCUGACUGCGAGCGUGCAGCUCCCCGCCAGGAAGGAGCAGCGGCUGUGGAGUGCCAGGGCUCGGGCAUGGGAAGUCGCUGCAGUCCUUCUCUGCAGCGCUACUAACGGAGUGGUAACUCCCCUACUGCAGGACACAGACAGUCACUCAAGAGCCAACAGGAAUUAAUUGUAAGCGCUUCCAUCUCAUGGGAAGAUUGCUACUGCUUCUCUCUUGCAGACAGAUCUGGUGGCUGGCACCAAGCGGUAGGCAGGGCAGCCCUGAGCUGCUUGGCCUGGGCAUGAUUCCUCUAGGAAAGCUUGUUGCUAAUAAGCAUUUAUUAUUGUUCUUAUGUAGGAUCUGUUUUAAAGUUGUGAGGCAAAGAUUUUAAUGUCAUCUUUAAAUUAUUUGUAACUAUAUUUUUAUGGGCUGGAUUUACUUUUUAUGUGUAGUUUCACUCUUGCUGAAAAUUAAAUGAAUAAAUGCCUUUGUCUCCUUG